Molecule: messenger RNA, 5812 nt
Organism: Hyalella azteca
Lineage: Eukaryota; Metazoa; Arthropoda; Malacostraca; Amphipoda; Hyalellidae
Product: synaptobrevin-1
Exons: 7
Coding region: 86-574 (162 amino acids)
Biological process (GO): vesicle fusion; vesicle-mediated transport
Cellular component (GO): plasma membrane; SNARE complex
Molecular function (GO): SNAP receptor activity; syntaxin binding
Source: RefSeq, a predicted model, not a curated record
GUUGUCCAGAAGUUCAGCUGCUAUUCCCAUCUCCGCUUCACGGUCUUGCCUUACAAAAAAUCAGGCCUUCAAUCGGCUGAACAAAAUGUCUAGCGACGCAGCUCCCGACUCUGGAGCCACGGCGGGAGAAGGCCCUCAGGGGGGCCUGCAGCCCGGGGGCACGGGAGAGAAUGGGGAGAUCGUGGGGGGCCCUCGGACCCCUCAACAGAUGAUGGCUCAGAAGAGGAUGCAGCAAACGCAAGCACAAGUCGACUCGGUGGUGGACAUCAUGAAGGCCAACGUGGAGAAGGUCCUCGAGAGAGAUCAGAAGCUGUCGGCUCUGGACGAACGUGCAGACGCCCUUCAGCAGGGCGCUGCGCAGUUUGAACAGCAAGCCGGCGCCCUCAAGAACAAAAUGUGGUGGAAGAACAUGAAGAUGAUGAUCAUCAUGGGGGUGAUCGGUCUGGUCGUCCUAAUUAUCAUUGCGGGACCAUACUUAACGGGUGCUAAGAGUGAGGCUGCUCCAGCUCCAGCUCCAGCUGCUGCUGCUCCAGCUGCUCCAGCUGCUGCUCCUGCUUCAGCCGGGAACAGUUAAUCUCUUCAACAGUUACCUCGUCAACAGUUAACAGCAGUUAACUCGUUACCACUUGACUCUUCAACAGUUAAUUUCAUCAACAGUUACCUCUUCAACAGUUAACAACAGCAGUUAACUCGUUAUCACUUGACUCUUCAACAGUUAAUCUCAUCAAUAGUUAACUCGUCAACAGUUAACAGCAGUUAACUCGUUACCUCUUGACUCUUCAACAGUUUAUUUCAUCGACUGUUUGCGUCAACAGUUAACAGCAGUUAGCUCGUAUCACUUGACUCUUCAACAGUUAAUCUCUUCAAUAGUUACCUCGUCAACAGUUAACAGCAGUUAACUUGUUACCACUUGACUCUUCAAUAGUUAACUCGUCAACAGUUAACAGCAGUUAACUUGUUACCACUUGACUCUUCAACAGUUAACCUUAUCAACAGUUUGCGUCAAACAGUUUAAUUAUCAGCAGUAACCUCAUUACGAGUUGAUUAAUCAGCAGUUAAUCCCACGAACUUCUCACUUAUAACAGUUACACUUGGACAACCUAUAUCUAGGUCAAAAUUCAGGACUAAACCUAAAGACUAGGUUUGUGGUUCAGACCUGAACUUGAUGUUUAGUUUGGACAUUAACUCAAAGUUUAAGUUUUAGUUUAGACCUAAAAACCUCAUCAUAAUCAAUUACUUGCGACAAAUGAUAAUUGUUUCACGUCACGUUAAAAUUUUAAUGUGUACUGAAAAUUUAUUUCGAGCUGUCGCCUAAGAAGUUUAUUUACACAUCGGUGGGUUGAAGUUUCACCUUGUUUCAAAUUCCUAAUGUUCUGAAAAUUGAACGAUGAUAAGGAUGUAUUAAAUUUAAAGAUUAUUGCGUUAUAUUCAAAUUCAGGAGCAAUAAAGAAACCUGUGAUUCAACACAACCAUGUCCCAUGAUACUCACACUCAACAAAAUUCAACUGAACUCAACUUCAACCAAAUAUCAGUUGACGUAUAUGUGAAUAAGGAACAUCUUCCAUAAUAUUGAGAAAUAAACAUGCUCCGUGUCACUCAACCCAACCAUAUGUUCCAUGACUCAUCACAACCAUCACUUUUAUGGCUCGAACACAGCUGGUUCUUCUGUCUCUAAUAUUUAUUUGUUUCUCUAUUCUAUAUAUUAUUACACUAUGUUCUCUGUAUAUUGCCAAUACUUACUAGAACUUAGGCAAGUAAUUACGUUAUCUAUUAUUUUAUAGCAAGUCUAUUCAUAAUAGAAAUAUCAAUUAGCACCACAGUAGAUCCUUGUCCGUGAAUUUAUCUGGAGACACUCGAUCAUCAAGCAUGAUUUUUGAAGUAAUGCAAGACGAAUUGAAUUUUUCAAAUCAUUUCACAUUGUAACUUCCUCUUGCCCAUUGCUCGUCACAAAAUAGGAUACUGCUUCCAGGUUUAGAUAAAUGAAUGCUUUUAUUACAUAAAUAACGAAAAUACUGUACCGCAGCCUGUAUUUUUAAGAAACUUCAGUUCUAAUAUAAAAUAUAUCAUAUUAUUUAUAAGUAGGCAAUGUCCUUUUCUAGAUAUCAUUUCAACGCAUAUUUUAUCCCCGUUACCUCCUCUAAAAAUUGAAGUUCCCCAAACCAUCGACGUUUUGUACAAUUUAAUCGUUCAAAUAAUUUUCUUCUAUCCGGUAUUGUAUUUCAACUCGUAUUGAUUAUUAUCAACUCUAACCAUUUGAUUCAUUUUGAACAAAAAUAAGCCAGUAAAUAAAAAAAAUUAAAAUUUGUUUUUUAAUCUGUCUAGCAAGAAUAGAAUUCCAUUCUCGUAUUGUAUCUGUUAAAUCGCAUUAAGAAAGAUGCAUUGCAUGUCAAAAAGUCGACUUGUUUGGGCUCGUGUUAGCGGAGAAGUAUUUUAAUAAAAUAAUGUUGCAACAUUAUUCGAUAUCUACCGCAUUCAUAAUUUCUAAUGUUAUUUUCUCGUGUCAUUACUAUCGUUGUGAGUGGUUGCAUAGUUUACUAUACUUCCUGUAUAUCGUCUAUAUGAACAUUGUAACCAAUUUUUCAUAGAGAGUGUCCGUGUCCAUCUAGAAUUCUAGAUCAUUUAUAUAGUGCGAAUACAUCAUGUGAGAAAUUAUCGUAGUUUGUUCUCUCUAUAUGAACUGAUGUUAAUCUGGUUAAAUCGUGAUUAAUCAAAUGAUCUAGGUUAAACCAGCGAUUAAAUCUCUAAGGUUAAGAAGUGUGUAAAAUGCGUUUGAAGUGAGUCGAGUCAUGUUAACCGUGUUGUUGAGUGCUGAGUAUCGCUCUAUUUACCAUGCUAAAUACCUACAAUACUAUUAGGUUUUCGAUCUUGAUGUGUCAGAGAAGCUGGCGAGAAAUCGGUUUCUUUGCCGAUACGUUUCCCUCUGUGCUGGGGUAGCGACAGUUCCGCGACCGCUUACGAAGUUCGCUGGGAGAUCUGACAAAUUUGAAGCAAUACUUAUUCAAGUUGAGAUACAUUUCUCCAAAUUUCAGAACAAUUCUCCAAAUUUCAGAACAAUUAUCCAAAUUUCAGAACAAUUAUCGAAAUUUCAGAAUGAUUCUCGAAAUUUCAAAGUAGUAUAUAAAAUUUCGUGGGUGAUUUACAAAAGUUUAUAGAUAUUUUCGGAAUUCAAAAAAUCGCUUUUUGGAAUUUCUGAAAAGUUAUAGGAAUUUAUAUGAUAAGAAUUUAGUUAACUAAGCCCCAAGUGACAGGGAGGGUUCAGGUCCAGUCUCUCCUCGUCACUUUAAGGCUUAGGAAUAACACUGUCUAGUCCUAUUAAAUCUAUAUAACUUUAAUAUGCAGCAAAAUUCAAAUACAGCAAUGAAUUGUACUUAUUUGUGUGAUUUUCAUGCAUGUAUCGUCGGACAUUUAGGACUUUUAAAUUUACUUAUCCAUCAUCAACAAACCAGAUGUUGAGUUCAAUUUAUCAAAACAAAUCAUCUUUUACGUUUGACUUCUUCUAGAUCUAAAAUGUUUGAUAAUAAAGAUGACCAGGUAAUGCAAAAUUUACAACUUGAUUUGAAUCAAAUAAUUUUCACAAUUUGUUGACAUUCUUACGGGACACCGAAUACGGAUUUAAACAUAAGUAAAAAUUUGCUGACCAUACGUAUUCUUAUAUUAAUAUUGUUCAAAAGACUUCAGAACUUGUCAGAAGUCAUUAAUUAUCACAUGUUAUUUUGCGAAUGUCAGUUGCAGCUAGUUCUCCAUGAUGAAAAAAAAACAACGAAAAGGUUGUGAUUGAGGAUUUCAAUAACUCAAUAAAAUAAUAAAAAUUACUUUUUCAUAAACAUUUCAAUUUGACAGAACGCAAAGGUUCUGUUAACAGGCAUGUACGUAAGGUUGAGAGUAGCAUUUUGAUCGUAUAUUUGGUUUAAGGCAAGCCGGUACUCAGCGACAGUGGUCGUCGAUUUAUUAAGGAAAAAUCCUUUGAUGAAAAUUAAAUGGAAAACUUUCUACUGAUAUGGAAACAUAAAUAUCAAUUAAUAAAUAUUGCUCGGAUAAAAGGCACGUAAACAGCGACUGACCACUUGACUAGUAAACUAAUUAACUAAUUCCCUCGCGCAAUGCGGCAAAUAUUAACAAUUUUUAAGAUAAUCAUGUACGAUUAGUUCUAUCCAGAUAAAGUGUACAGUACAAGCCUACACUUGAACGCCUUGAAGACAUCAAUGUAACUUCCACAUUCUCGCUAUUACAAGUGUUCAGCCAAAAUUCACGGGUUUUGAAAGUAUGAUUCAGUUUAAUAUUCACUGGUACUGGAAGCAAAAAGUAACUCUGUCAUUCACAACCAACGGAGGAUGAUAGCCAAUCACUUGCAAACACUGGCACAACAUAAUAGCAUUGGCUAUUCAAGUUGAAUUAUUGAAUCUCAGCUUCCCGAAAUCGUUCCCAGCAAAGAUGGCUUCACAAUAUUGGCAAGAAUGACACCCAAGGAUUUUACUUUUGUUGCUACUAACAAUGUUGUACAGUGGCAUUAAAUGCAUGUUUUACAUGGUUAAUGAUGUUGCGAAAUGGUUAUUCGAGAAUUUUAUCCCUUAACUUGAAAUAAUGUUUACUAAUACUUGAGUUGUCCUUAAUAACAUCGUCGAUGGUAGAGACACUAUCAUUGAUCGAUUUAUUUAAUCGAUUAAAUUUUUCGCUGAUUUUUAUUUCAGAUGUCGAUCAAGCAUCUCUAUCGUCGUUAAUCGUUACAGUCAGCUUUCGCCUGAUCUCAGUAUCGUAUAAGGAUGUAAUCGUUGUUUAUCGUAAUGUGUGUGUUGUACAGUCCCACUUCUCUCAUUACACCUAUAUUUGCGUACUAAUUGCGUACGAGAUUACGUACGCGUUACGUUCGUAAUUAUGUACUGAGUACGUAUGGGUCACAUGCGUAAUCACAUACAGAUUACGUACUCGUUACGUUCGUAAUCACGCACUAUUUACGUAUUUUGACGUGCGUAAUCUCAUACAGAUAACAUACUCGUUACGUUCGUAACCUCGCUCUGUUUAAGUACAUUUUACCUGCAUAAUUACGUACUGAUUCCGUUCGCGUUACGUAGGUUCACUGAUCUGGCUGCUGUAUGUUACUAACUGCACGUGUUACACCUUGUACGUACCAUGGCUGGUAUACUUCAGUGCAGUACUGCAUGGUUCUCCAACACGGCAGCUGCGCAUUAUAACAACCAUGAGUUGAAUCAUUACAAUGAAUUAUAACGAAUAAUAAGCUGUUUAAGGGUAGCCGCUGAAUUGUCCGUUUCAUCAAUGUAACUUCCAUCUUACUUUGCAGUUAUUGCUCUAAAUUUUAUGUACAAUAACUCAAUACACGAGUACAUUGCAAUUGAAUUGAUUGCUUGCAUUUUACAAUACUCGUGUGUUCCAACAUCGCGCAGACUGCUACGGUUAGAUUACUAACUUCAAUUUCUAAGUUUCUUGUAAAUAUUAAUAUUACCGAUAAUAUUUAUUAUUUUAAUAUUGCUAACAGCGUUCGUUGUGGCAUGAUGUUUUCAUAUACAGGGAUGAUGAAGCAUGUGUAGGAAGCUGAAGCCGUAAUCGCAUGUCUUAAUUAAGAACAUCGUAUUUCUUCAGGACUAAUUUAUUGCAAUUUAAGGAGACUGUGCUUAUGUAAUGUACGCCUAAGAAGAUAUCCUGUCUAUUAUUCAUAUUUUAUUGUUAUUAUUGUAUUUGUAAUAUAAUUACUGAUAAUAUGUGUAAUAUGCUAAUGAGCAAACAAUUCAUAGUAAAUUAGUUUCCUGUUAGUUAUGUCCCAUGUAGAGUCGGUCCAACAGUAAACAUUCUGAUCACC